AUGGGUGUUCUUCUUUUGAUUGUCGUUUAUCUUUCAAUCGUAACCAUCAACGUUUCUUCAAGAUCUGUGCUCUCUCUGCCUUUAGUAAAAAGACAAGAACCAGUGGGCAUCUUAUCAGACCAUGACCACUAUUACGAUGUGACAGCAGGGCCGGCGGGCCCUUUGCCCGCGCGAAUCUCUGGUGACGCGCCAUGGACUCAAGCAGAAAGAUCGUACAAAAAGAUGAUCGCUUGCCCAUUUGGUAUUGAUAACAAAGAGAGGGGAAUUGUGCUACUGGUUCCCGGCACGGCGGGAAAUGCCAGUGAGGUUUAUAAAUCUUCAGCUUAUUACCAAGUUUUACCAUCGCAAGGAUUUGAUGUAUGCUGGGUAGAUACACCCAAUUAUUCGAUCAGCGAUAUGCAAUUGUCGGCCGAAUUUGUCGCGUACGCCAUCAAGAGUCUCGCACCCCGAUCUACACAAAGUGGGGGUAAGAUCAACAUUGUUAGCUUUAGUCAAGGAGGUCCGAAUGUCCAGUGGGCUUCGACUUUUUGGCCUUCAAUUCACAAACUUGUCAGAGGGCACAUUUCACUUGCCCCCUCUAUGAAGGGCACGGCAUCCAACCUGCUCCUUUGCCCUGGAUCUACUAUCGCCGGAGGGUGUUUGCCUUCCAUUUUACAGCAGUCAAUGGGCUCAACGUACAUGAAUGCAGCUAACAGCAACAAGGACACCCGUAGUGCGGCCUAUGCGCUUAUCCCCACAACGAUCAUCUACACGACCAGCGAUGAAAUUGUGACACCUCAGUUGGGUAGUUUGGCAUCCUCCCGACUGAUCGGGGCUUCCAACAUAGCUCUUCAGCAGAUAUGUCCGUUGUCUGUCAACGUUGAUCAUUUCGGCAUGCCAGGGGAUGUUGGAGCCUACGGCAUUGCACUUGAUGCAUUGUUAAAAGGACGCCCGGCACAGCCAUCCACGGUGGAUGUCUCAUAUUGUACGAAAACGGCCUCGAGCUUGGGAUAUCAAGUCGGUAACUCGGAAAACAAUCUCCGGUUUGCCUUCCGUACCGCAGUUGGCAACCAGAGAGACCAAAUGAUCUCUUCACAAUAUCAGACCCUGCGAGUACCGGCCGAACCACCGCUUCAGAAAUACGUGUGCGACCGUGGAUACGCCUCUUCCGGAUGUACCCAUAAUGGAUUCAGAGACAAGCCGACGAAGUCAGUGUUUCCCGGAUUCCCUUGA
Puccinia triticina is the source of this 1212-nucleotide messenger RNA. RefSeq lists its product as uncharacterized. Lineage: Eukaryota; Fungi; Basidiomycota; Pucciniomycetes; Pucciniales; Pucciniaceae. Bases 1 to 1212 code for a protein of 403 amino acids. The transcript has 16 exons. The record is from RefSeq and is a predicted model, not a curated record.